This is a messenger RNA of Prorocentrum cordatum, 825 nucleotides long. NCBI's taxonomy places the organism in Eukaryota, Dinophyceae, Prorocentrales, Prorocentraceae. The record is from the annotation of a GenBank genome assembly.
AGAUAGAGGCCUUCUGGCAGGCUCCCGGCGCUCCCCAGAUGGAGGCCGGGGCCGAGGCUGGGAGCACGCCGGGAGCCCCGCAGGCGCGCGCUGCGACGGGCGCGCCCGCGGGCGGCGCCUUGCGGCGGGCUUCCUAUGCGGAGAGGCGGAGGAGAGCGCCGCCGUCGCCCCAGCGGGGGCGCAGGCCGGCGCCGCCGAGGGGCACGCGGCGCGGGGGCCGGGCUGGCAGGCGGCACCACGGAGGGGAACGCGUACGCCGCCCGCCGCAGAGCAGCCGUCACGGCGGCCAGCGGCGCCGCGGAGCCGGCGCGGCACAGCGCAGGCCGCAGAGACAGCGUUGACGCGACCGCCAGCCACGGUGGAGGUGCCCCCCUUGGGGCGAGGAGCCCCGGUGCCGGGCGCCCCCCGCAGGACGGCUGCCCAGGCGGCCCGCGGAGGGGGUCCUACGCGCAGCUGCGGAGGAGCCGGCAGGCCGAGCUGCCCGAGGCCGCCGCGGCCGCCCGGCCGCCCACAGCCGAGCGCCCAGAGCCGGCGGAGCCCGCUUCGUUCACAGAAGCUCUGGCCGCGGCCAGCGGGCCGCCCGCGGCGCAGGCUCGGCUCGAUGCUCUUCGAUGCUCGAUAAAAAAAAAAAAAAAAAAAAAACGCAGCGCCAGGAUCCCAGGGUUCUGCCCCACCCCGUGAGCAGCACCCGAGAGGCGGCCUGCAGGCCGGCGGAGCCCGGGGCGUGCCGGCGGGUGUCGUACGCGGAGCGGCGGCGCGACCGGGCGCGCGCGGACGCCGCAGCGGUUGGGCCGGGUCUCCUGGAGCCGGCCGGGGGCCCCGAGG